AUGCGCCCGGACUUGUGCCCACAAUUGUAUGGUCUAACAUCUCUUGCGGGCAGCGGAGUCCAAGUGAUGGACGACGAGCCAUCGGCGUCAGGUCCCGUCAGUCGCCGACAGUCGUUUAUUGCAUACCAACCGUUGGAAUCUCGGCGCUCUGGCAGCGUUAUGCUUUCGACGGCUGCGGCGGUCUCGUCCUCUGCUGGACAUCACACCGCAGCAUCUUCCUUCUCCAGCUCGGCGUCCUUCCGCUCAUCGGCUGCCGGUAUCAUAGCCAUUCCCACGACGAUCGAUUCUGGGCUGCAGUCUGCACCACCCACCCACGUGCGCGACAAUGUUCCACUCGUGGAGUCUCGCUUUGGAUCGCUGCGCCAGCACGACGCACCUCGAAGCUCCCGCGAUUUCCACUAUGUGGUGGUGGGAAGCACGGCGUCUGCUCACAUUCGCUCCGUCCAACAGCACCGCGUGGUCCCCGGCGGUCGAGUUGCCGCUGGGGCGAGUAUGAUUUCCGUUGCCAGCGUUCGUUCCCACGCUCCAUCAUCAUUGCAGGUUCCCGGAGCGGACGUGCCCGUCCCAACGGUCACAACCAGCGAGGAGGUGCCUGCUCUCCUUUCCGAGCAAUUCCACGCCGUGUACGCUCAGCACCGCACAAGCUUCUUGCACAUUUCCAUUCGUCCUCAGUCUGUGACCAUCUUCUUGUACAAUUGGACACCCAGCGCGCGCGAGCGUUUCUCAAGCGCCUUCCUGCGUCUUGCCUCGUGGCAUCACAUCCGCUCCCACACCCUCUCGCAUAUUUUGCAUCAAAAGAUGGGCUUGUUUGCCCACUGCUCAGCCAGCGCCCCGCCGCUCGAGCUGUCGACGACGCUUGCGACCACCGAGCCGUCCGGCUCACAAGGCCAAUCAACCAAUGUUGCUGCGUCUGGGUCUGGAUCCGGUCUGAGCAGCAGCGGCGGCUCGGCGACUUCCGUCAUUCCUGGAAGCAACGCUCGUCUCACGCUCGAAAACGUUGAAAUCCUCAUGAGCAGUACAAUGCCUACGCGCCGAGCCGCGGAUACAGUGCUCAACUCGUCCUCGUCGGGCUCCAUGUCCACUUCCUCCCCUUCGACUACAGCUGCGUCGCCCAGCAGCGGCACAAACAAUUCGGGUGCGUCCUCUGGUGGCUCACAACCCACAGGGUCAGUUACUCCGGGAUUCCGGCCCGCGCACUUGCAACGUCGCUCUGGACCUGGCGGUCAAGCACCUACAGCAGCCUCCUCGACGACCUCGACGCCCUCCUCCGAUGAUGCCGAGCAGCGCCAGCGACGCCGUCUGGCAGCCAUGGCGUCGUUUGAGCUCGUGCUGAAGAGCAUUGUACCGACCCAUCCGAUGCAUCUCACCAACGUGAGCACUGUUUCCGACCCAUUGACGCGCCACGGCUUCCAGUUCCUCGAAAUGUCAGCUGCAUUGAACAGACAACUCCAGCGACACACACGCAUGCGUGAGCUCUACCAGCGCUGGAUUCGACGCGAACGCUCUGGACCACCGAGUUCUUCGUCGUCUGGUGCCGGCCCAAGCAGUCAAUCUGCGCAGGCGUCCGCCGAGGAUCAGCGCAAAGCUCUGGCGAGCAAUGUGCGCAUCAUCAAACGUGCCUCGCGGCUCGUCCAUUUUUGCCGCAAACCUUUGCUGUUCAGCUCGCGACGCAAAACCCUGAUCCAAGACGAUGGUCGCCCGCUUGCGCCGACAGGACCAAGCGCAUUGUCUACUGCUCCACCAACGUCAAGUCUGCCUACAGCCCAAUCCGGACCGACCGGUUCGACGCCUGUUGCGCGCCAACGAAGCGCUGACGGUGUCUUUGAGGGCAAAAGCGGCGCGAGUGCUCAGCAAGCUCUGUCUGUUUCUUCGUUUGCCUCGAACGAAUUGGCCGCUCUUGCGGCUACAGAGGCUGACCAGCGAUGGUACUUGGAAAUGCUUGCGCGGUUUAUCAAGCAGUAUGUGUCUUAUUUGGAGUCACUUGGAUUUUCCCUGAUUGGGGUUGUCGACAAUGCUUCCAGCGGUGAUGCAACUUCGUACGCUUCGCCAGUGCAACACGCGCACUCUCAGAGCCCAGCUGCCUCUUCGCCUGCCGGAUCGUCGCCUGCUGCUGCUGCUGCUGCUGCUGCUGCUGCUGCUUCGCCUUCUGCGUCGAACUCGAGCAGCAGUUCGUCGCUGGUGAUUGGGUUGAGCAGCCGACGACAGACAUCGCGCUCGGCACAACCACCCGUCACUGCGACCAACCCACCACUCUCGUCCGGCUCUUCUAGUGGCAGCACGUCUCAGGUUCGGACGAGCAGCGAGCUUCUGUCCGCCGCAGUCGCACAAAACCCUCUCGCACUUUUGACCUCGAGUACCUUUUUGCAAAAAGUGUAUUCUGGCGGCAUGGUGCUCGUCAAGGUAUCGUUCCGAGAUGUCUUUGUCUGCAUCAACAUGUACGCCACGGAAGGAUCCCGCAUGCGGGCUAUCCAGCAGCCAUUUGCUCCGAUGACUUCCACUUUCAGCGACAGCAUGCAACAGGCCAUGUAUGCCUCGCAGACCUCAUCGCAGCAAGCCAACAAGCUGGCGAGCAGCUCCAGUUCCACGUCUGCCUAUGUCGUCUCCCUUUCGGGAAAGGCAGCUGUGGAGCAAUCGCGAAAAUUCACCGAAGAGUGCGCCCGUCUCAAGGAUUACCUGCACAUCAACUCGUUCACUUACGAUUUCCACCUGCGCUAUUUCCAGCAAUUUAUCGUGGACAGCACGUUGCGCUAUCCUUCGCUCCAUCUCUUGGAUUUGCUCCAAGACUUUAUGGCACUGAAUAUGCCGUCCACCUUUGCCCGGAACCGGAUUUACAAGGGUGCUGUGGCGCUCGACCCGAACAUCUCCUCGCCCGACGAGUUCUUUGCGUUUAUUAGCCGUCGUGCGUCGCAUUACGGCUUUUACUCGCUUGACGAGCUAUCUCUUAUUGCCGAUAUGAAUGGAGCUGUGCCGUCGUCGUCGUCGUCCUCGUCUUCUCCAGACGCCAUCUUUUUGCUCUCGCGCAGACCCGACCUCGGUCUUGGGGAGCUGCAGUCGCAAGCUUUGACUCCAGGAGGGAGACCGUCCGCGGCCGACUCGCGUCGUCCAACAGGCGCGAUCGAGUUUUCUUCGCAAGGCGACUACGACUACUUGCUGCUCGUAUUCCCAGAGGAUGGCAGACUUGCAGCCACUGCUCCGGCGGAAUUGAGACUGUCGACGGUGGCCAAUCGCGUGACUCCGAGGGCGUUAGACGUUAGCCCGAUCACAGGGUCGUUUACGGAUGUUGAUGCGCGUAGCUUUACUCUGAAUUACGUUCUCCUGGCGACCAAUGUCCGCACCACGUUCCCGAUUUUGAACUGGCAGGCUGCCCAAGCGUCGGCGCCAUCCACGGCGGCUGCAGCGGCUGUGUUAGGAGCCCUGCUCAACCGCUCCACCGCUGGUGCAGCCGACGAUCGCGCGCCGGCCGUCUGCACCAUUCGCCGCGACACUGCGUGGGAGGCUCUUCGUCAAGGCACCGAAAAGCCCAACAAGGCAGGCCUCACGGCGACCGAGUUUAUGCGGCUGAUGCAGCUGAGCCAGCGCGAGGACUUUGCACUCACCGACCCGACCGUUGCGAGCGUGCUUUGCAUGCCUGUUCCGUGGGAGAAGGUGCUUUCUUCCGUCGUCGCCAGAUUCGGCAAGGACGUGCGAGACAUUCUCACCGACACGUCCAUCUCUCCGCCCGUCCCUGCGUCCAGCGUCAAUCUGAGUUUGGUGCCCGUGACUCCAAUGCCCGAGUCUACUCGCACGGCAGAAGGCAUGUUGUCGUCGUCUGUGGCUGCUGCUGCCCAGUUGGCUGUCCCGCCGCAGCGGCGCAUGUCUAGCAGUGGCCCCAGUGGCGGUGCCGGUAGCAGCAGCGGCGGCUUUUUUGCGUCGCUCGGAUUUGGCCGCAAAACACCAGUCGUCCCUAUCCCAACGGCCACGACCGCGACGGUCGAGGUAGCCACCGGCCUGACCUCCCCGCUGGCAACGUCCGUGACGUCCGCAGGGCUUGCAUCACCUCUGGCGCCGCCUUCAUCUGUCAUGUCCAACACGAUGGGCUUGUCUGGGUCCUAUGUGACCACGUCGUAUGCUCCAGGGUCGACGUCUGGCGCAGUCACGCUCUCCAGCAAUCCAGUGCCUGGAAGCGGCACGUCUGUUCGCCACGUCGUGCUCCUGAAUCCGGCAUUUGCCGACGUCUUGCUGCACCUCCAACACGAUCGUGUGGCGCGCAAGUUCUCCAUCACCUUUGUCCAUCGCGAGGAGCCUGUUUCCGACGACGCCCGCGCGAGCGAGUUGCAGCAUGCCGCCAGCGUCGUCAAUGUCAUUUCCACCCUCAUGUGGACGCUCAUGCUCAAUGACUAG
Molecule: messenger RNA, 4380 nt
Organism: Capsaspora owczarzaki ATCC 30864
Lineage: Eukaryota; Filasterea; Ministeriida; Capsasporidae
Exons: 2
Coding region: 1-4380 (1459 amino acids)
Cellular component (GO): peroxisome
Source: RefSeq, a predicted model, not a curated record